This is a messenger RNA of Talaromyces amestolkiae, 1038 nucleotides long. RefSeq lists its product as uncharacterized. The record is from RefSeq and is a predicted model, not a curated record. The transcript has a single exon. Gene Ontology annotation, biological process: snoRNA splicing. Lineage: Eukaryota; Fungi; Ascomycota; Eurotiomycetes; Eurotiales; Trichocomaceae. Gene Ontology annotation, molecular function: metal ion binding. Gene Ontology annotation, cellular component: U2-type spliceosomal complex. Bases 1 to 1038 code for a protein of 345 amino acids.
AUGGUAGACGAAACAACACCAGACGCUGUUCUUCCCCAAGUAACAUUCAAAAAACGCUCCUCAAAAGCAAAAUCCAAUUUUCGCAAACGUGCAGCUACACCACCCGCUGCUGCUGCUGCCUCCGACUCCGACUCAGAUUUUGUCUCCUCAGACGACGACGAAGGCCGCAGGAUCAAACGUCGCCGCAAAACUGCCGUUGUCACAGCUUCCUCCGCGGGGAAUAAGCUACACAGGAAACUCGACGAAGAUAAACCCGAAUAUGCCACUGCAGCUCCGCUAGUGAAAUCAAACGAUGCCACGAAACAGACGAACUGGUACGAUGAAGCUGCAGAUAAAAAUGGCGAUGAUCUCAGCGCGACGAAUCUCCUGGGCAGCACACGCGCAAAGCCCGGAACAGUCAUCACGCCCUCGGUGGAUGGGACGUACAAGGGUGCCACGAACUAUCAAUCAUUCAUUCAGAAAAACCCCGAUAGCGCCGGAAAACAGUUCGGUCCUAUGAAAGCCGCGACGAAUAUUCGUACAGUCACUUUUACGGAUAUGGCGCCAGAUGUGUGCAAGGAUUAUAAGAAAACGGGAUUUUGCGGCUUCGGCGAUUCGUGUAAAUUUGCGCACAUGCGAGAGGAUUAUAAACAUGGCUGGCAACUCGAUAAGGACUGGGAGGUAGAGACAAAAGGGAAGAAAGUCGCUGGUCGCACUAUCGCCUCGCUAGAAAAGCGUGGUCAACAGGCCGGAGAUGACGAGGAUGAGGAUGAAGAGAUGUUGGAGAAGAUUCCGUUUGCGUGCAUCAUUUGCAAGGAAUCGUAUAAAAACCCGAUUGUGACGAAAUGCGGGCAUUACUUUUGUGAGUCUUGCGCUCUGCAGCGGUAUAGAAAGAAUCCUUCAUGUGCGGCUUGUGGUGCGGGGACGGGAGGUGUUUUCAAUACAGCAAAGAAGUUGAAUCGGUUGCUGGAGAAGAAACGUGAAAGGGCGAAGAGGCGCCACGAGCAGGCUAUUGAGAAUGGAGAAGAGGUUGAAGGUCAAGCCGAGACUACAUCUUGA